Molecule: messenger RNA, 4194 nt
Organism: Varanus komodoensis (Komodo dragon)
Lineage: Eukaryota; Metazoa; Chordata; Lepidosauria; Squamata; Varanidae
Gene: CCAR2
Product: cell cycle and apoptosis regulator 2
Exons: 22
Coding region: 123-3032 (969 amino acids)
Biological process (GO): regulation of DNA-templated transcription; RNA splicing
Cellular component (GO): nucleus; DBIRD complex
Molecular function (GO): RNA polymerase II complex binding
Source: RefSeq, a predicted model, not a curated record
GGCGCACAUCCGGGCGGCGUUUCCGGGUUCCUUUGUCCCUGGCGCCGCAGCCCGCUGCUUCCCUCCCGGCCGCGCCGUCCUCUUCGCCGCCCGCAGACAAUAAACCGAUUACACCAUCCACAAUGGCACAGUUCAAGCGCCAGAAGCAGUUGCGAGCUAGUAGCCUUCAGGGAGCCAGGUCAUUCUCAGGAACCCAGCCAGCCUCUUUAUUGGGACCUGCACCUGGCCUAUUAAAUCCUCCUAUCUCAGCAGAUAUCAUUCAGGCAGCACGGCAUCUUCAGGGGGGAGAGAAACAACGCGUUUUCACCGGUAUUGUCACCAGUCUUCAUGAUUACUUCGGAGUGGUGGAUGAUGAAGUUUUCUUCCAGUUAAGCGUUGUCAAAGGUCGGAUCCCACAGAUUGGCGAAAAGGUGCUGGUGAAAGCGGUUUACAACCCUAGCCAGUCAGUACCCUGGAAUGCCUUGAAGGUUCAGACAUUGUCAAAUCAGCCUCUUCUGAAGCCUCCCACUCCUCUGCUCCACGUGGCUUCUUUGGGACAGAAGCAAGGCAUUCUGGGAGCCCAACCUCAGCUGCUCUUCCAGCCUCACCGAAUUCCACCUCUCUUUCCUCAGAAGCCCAUAAGCCUCUUCCAGACAUCCCCGUCGCUCCACCUGGGUCAUCUUGGGAGAUACAGUGGUCGGGGUCCAAAGGGCAGGCAGGAUUCCGGCAGAUGGGAUGACUUUGAUUCCAAAAAGCGGAAGCAGCGGGGAAAUGAGCCAUGGGGAGUGAAAAAGCCACGGCACGAGCCACCCCAGUACCGGGUCCAGUUGGCUUCCUAUACUGUGAACAGCCCCUUCUGUGAUGCCAUGGAAAUCCUGCGACGCUACGGCAGCAUUCAGUUGCCCAGGGAGUUCUACGAUGCUCGCCUCUGCUGGCUGGACACUUUCCCACUAACGCAGCCACUCACCCUCCGGCACCCCAGCCGUAUCCGGGUGGCCAGUUCUGCUGAAGAAACCCCUCCCGUUGAUGAGCGCUCCUCACAGGAUGCUCAGCCAGGGGAUGCCAAUUCCACAUUCAGUGCUAAGGUUUUGCUGCUGUCCUCUCCAGGCAUAGAAGAAUUCUACCGCAAUGGUUUGCUGUACGUUGAAGAUCCCAGUGACCAGAGAGAGAAUCCUGAGCACCCAACAAAGCAAAUUAAGUUCUUGCUGGGAAAGAAAGCAGAUGAGGCUGUACUGAUUGGAGGAGAGUGGUCCCCAUCGCUGGAUGGUGCUGACCCAGCUACCAACCCCAUGGCCCUGAUUCACACAGCCAUUCGUUGCACCAAAGUGCAGACUGGUUUGGACUUGAGCUCUUGCUCUAAAUGGUUCCGGUUUGCUGAGUUCAGAUACCUGCGUGAGGGAAGCCUGGCUCAUCAGGAGCGGACUGUGGUCUUCCUGCCAGACAUCUGGAGCUGCAUGCCAUCUCUGGAAGAAUGGGAGGCUGUGUGCAAACAGAAAGCAGAAAAAGCACCACCAGCAGUGUCGGAAGACAAAGCAGAAAUGGAAGAGGGAACAGAGCAGGCCUCCGAAGCUGGCCCUGAGCAAGAGGCAGAGGCCAGUGAACAGGAAGCCGACUUGAACGAACCUGCCUCUGAAUCAACCCUGGAGACCCCCGGUCCUGAACUAGAGGCUCCCACGGCUCCCUUGGAACCUGCCCUCAUUGCUCACUCACAGCCCAGCUGCACUAAUAUCUCGCUUUUCACCCUACUGGAGUACCGGCGGCAGCGGGAAAAGCUCUCCUUUGAGGUGGCCGUGGUGGCAGAGUUCUUCCAGGAGAUGCUCCAGCGGGACUUUGGCUACAAGCUGUACAAAGCGUUACUGGCCCUGCCAGAGAAGGAGGAGCCCCUGGAAGCAAAGAUCCCCGAGCUGGAAAAGGCAGCUGAAUUGGAAAAGGAGGGGGAGAGCGAGCCAAAAGAGGAGCCUCUGGAGAAGCCUGGAGUGGAGGACACGCUGGACAAUAAUGUGAAGGAGAUUCAGAAGGAGGAGGCAGGAGAUGUUGAGAAGAAGCCUGGAGGCCACGAUGGGGCCAAUUCAGCCAAGGAGGAGAAGGUCAGUGGGAAUAUCAAAACAGAACCAAAGGAUUCUACAGACGACCUCUGUGAGCUGAGCCUAGAGGAUGACCUGCUACUGCUAAGGGAGGAGGAGGAGGAGGAUUUCGGUGUCAAGUUGGAAGAUGCAGAAGUGAGAUCGGUAGCGUCCAACCAGUCAGAGAUGGAGUUUGCCUCGCUUCAUGAUGUGCCCAGAGAGCUGGACCCAAGUGCUGUGUUGCCACUGGAUGCCCUUCUUGCCUUUGUUUACUUUGACUUGAAUUUCUGCGGCUAUCUGCAUAGGAAGGAUAUGGAAAAAAUCCUUCUCACCUUGGGACUGCAUCUCUGCAAAGAGCAGGUGAAGCGCCUGGUGAACAGGGUGGUGACGCAGUUCGUGUGCCGCUACCGCAGCCUACGCUACAGCCGGCAGGAAGGAACUGAGCUGGGCCUUGAGGAGGAGCCACUAGGCAACCUCGCUCUCCUGUGCCCAGCCACCCCUGUGCCCGAGGCUCCUCCCAAGUCUCCCAGAGAAACUCAGUCUGGUAAUUUGGUUUCAUACAAUGGGGCUAUCCUCAACGUGGGCAAACUGCUGGAAAAGGCAGAGCAGACGGAAAACGGCCGACUCUAUCUGGAGAACAAAAUCCACACGCUGGAGCUCAAACUAGGCAAAUACUUCCUGGUUGCUCUUGGAGACAUUCCUCAGCCUGAAUGUCUGGGAAUCUUUGCUGGAGAAGAGACCCAGAUUCGCUUCUCCACAACAGAGGCAUCCAACAAAGCCCUGACGUUGGAGGUGCAAGAACUGCAGAAGCGCCUUACAGAGUUGGAGGAGCAGUCUAAGAUGACUGAGAGGCAAAAAUCCCAUUUUCAGAGGCUGCUGCAAGAAAAUAAGAAGCGUCUCCUUCCACUGCAGCUGGAAAUCCAAAAGAUAAUUGAGAAGACCAAUAAUUGCUUAGAAAAGAAGGACCCAACGCCCAUUUCCAGCAACUGACAUUCCCUGGAGAAAGCCGCUCAGCAGGGAAGAUCUGUACCCUGGUUUGAUAUUUGGGGUUGUGGGUCGGCAGCUGGGGUAAGCCUUUGAAACCUGAAACCCUUUCACGGCCAUGUGAAAGGCUGGAGCUGGUUUUCAUCCUAAACCACCCCAGGCUUGGGGAAGGCACCACCCAGCCUGCCAAGGGCUGGGAUUCACAGCUCUUAUGCUGGAGUCACCAUUAAUGUUUAAAGGAUACCCAUUAGGUAGGAGUUUUGAUGGUCUGUUGUGUGAGUGGAGAAGCGACGGUGUAGGUAUUCUCAGGCUGUCUGCCAGCAGCAAGCAUCGGAUGGGAAAUGUUAGCCCCGUGCUGAACCGGAUGCAGUUGUAAAUGGUCAGGGCGUCAGGAGGUGCCAACUGCCCCCAAAAGCGGGGUGAGGCUUGCCUCUUUGUGCUGCAUGGAGACAUUUCCUUCAAGCUGCCCCCCCUGCUCCAGCUUUUGCUCCAGGCAGUGCUGUGCUGCCUGCCUUUCGACUACAAGGUGCUUUGGGAAUGCAUCAAAGAGUCAUCAGAACUGGCAGGACUUCAAACAAGCACUGGAACCAAUGCCGUGUCUCCCACCUGUGCCCUCCAUGGACCGUGCAUUCAGUGCCGCAGGCUAGUUCGUGGCUGUUGCAGGCGCUGUGGUUUGAGUUCAAACCCUUGCGCAUUUAGUACAGCGUUUUAGCCAUUUUAAGGAAAACAGUGCCAUUCAGUUCCCCCUUGGCCAGUCUUGAGUCACACUCAUUUGCCAGAUGUAGCUUCAGAGGCUCAGCAACGUGCUGUGUUUGUGCUAGCCUUUCAAUGUGAGUGAACUUCUUGGCCAGGGCACUGGGGCUUUUAGGGGCUUGGGCCUGGGCAGUAGGGUGGCUGCAAUGCACUCGGCUCCCUUCUGGGGAAGUGGCAGGAGGGCUGUGCUGGGUAGGUGGCCCACUGGGUUCCUGUGGUGGUCCUUCGCAAAGUAGCUGGUGGGCCGGCACUUGGUCCCUCUUGCAGUCGGUAAGGUUUGCAUCUGCUUUGGCCACCCACUCCCCAGCCCUCAGGUGGCCUGUCACUUCUGGAUGUGUGUUGCUUUUAGUCUGUAAAUGUGGUAACAACUUCUAUUUAACUGGCCAGGUUCCCUUUUAUAAAAGUCUCUUCCUCA